AUGAAAGUGCAUUCCAUAUCCCCCCUACUCCACGGCUACGACAGCCGAAUCGAAGACAUCUCCUACGUCGUCGCCGUUUUCUACACCACCGACACUCCAAACACCCACCAACUCUCUCCUAAUUGGUCAGCGUUCCUCGGAAUGAGCAAUAUGUGGUUUAUGAUCUCCACUUCCUUGUUUUGUGUCAUCUACUUUGGUAUCAAGUGUUAUUGGAAAUUGACCAAGUCAUUGGUCAAGUCGAAAAUGUCCUCGUAUUAUAAGAAAUCUAUUCAACAGCAAUUGUUUCAGGCGCUGGUUAUGCAGACCCUAAUUCCAGUGGUCCUCAUGUACGCCCCUAUCGUAAUUCUAUUCAUAUUCCCAAUGUUUAAUAUUGAAGUGGGAUUUAUUAGUAGUUUUAUCACAGCCACUAUCGCUAUCUAUCCAGCUGUCGAUCCGCUACCAACUAUGUUUAUUAUCGAGAAUUAUAGGAAGACAUUGUGUUGUUGUCUGUGGAUGAGGAAGAAGAAGAAGGUUGCGAAGGCGGCGGUGGUGAACAGAUCAGUGGAUAUUCAGAAUUGA
Molecule: messenger RNA, 558 nt
Organism: Caenorhabditis remanei
Lineage: Eukaryota; Metazoa; Nematoda; Chromadorea; Rhabditida; Rhabditidae
Exons: 4
Coding region: 1-558 (185 amino acids)
Biological process (GO): olfactory behavior; G protein-coupled receptor signaling pathway
Molecular function (GO): G protein-coupled olfactory receptor activity
Source: RefSeq, a predicted model, not a curated record